Gigantopelta aegis is the source of this 639-nucleotide messenger RNA. RefSeq names its product cholecystokinin receptor type A-like. The coding region runs from base 1 to 639 and encodes 212 amino acids. The record is from RefSeq and is a predicted model, not a curated record. The transcript is spliced from 2 exons. Gene Ontology annotation, cellular component: membrane. Lineage: Eukaryota; Metazoa; Mollusca; Gastropoda; Neomphalida; Peltospiridae. Gene Ontology annotation, biological process: neuropeptide signaling pathway. Gene Ontology annotation, molecular function: neuropeptide receptor activity.
AUGACGCAGUUUGACGCAAUCGUGAAUAUUCUGCGUCGAACUGCGUCUCUAGCACAGAGGGUCUGUGGUUCUAAUCAGCUCAGUGUUAUCUGUUAUGUCGACCAGUUUGAGCCUGUCCGUUACCGCUUCAAGGACUCUGACCCUGAUAACACAGCGGAGGAAUCGCCUGUGCCACAACGUCGUCAAGAUCCUCCAGGUGGCGCCACCAACCCUCUUCUGGUGAACGGGCAGGCCCAGAGUCUGCGCCAGGUGAACUACGAGCGGAUCCUGCUGAGCAAGCGGCGGGUGGUGAAGAUGCUGUGCGUGGUCGUCCUUGAAUACUUCCUGUGCUGGACGCCGCUGUUCCUCGUCAACACGUGGACGGUGAUGGACUACCUGAGUGCGCGGAGGAACGUGACUCUCCUCACCAAGGCGCUGGUCUUCCUCCUGGCCUACCUGUCCUCAUGCGUGCACCCCAUCACCUACUGUUUCAUGAACCGCCGCUUCAGGCAGAGCUUCCUCGAGAUGUUCGCGUGUUGUGGUCAGAGGAAAAGAACUCGGAUGCUGGACGAGACGUCAAAUAUGAAGUCAUCCAAACGAAGCCAACUUCGAACGACGAGUUCAACAACACUGAGAUUUUCGUCUUUAAGAAAAAUUUGA